Messenger RNA from Suillus fuscotomentosus, 336 nucleotides. RefSeq names its product fungal hydrophobin-domain-containing protein. The coding region runs from base 1 to 336 and encodes 111 amino acids. Gene Ontology annotation, cellular component: fungal-type cell wall. Gene Ontology annotation, molecular function: structural constituent of cell wall. The record is from RefSeq and is a predicted model, not a curated record. The transcript has 3 exons. NCBI's taxonomy places the organism in Eukaryota, Fungi, Basidiomycota, Agaricomycetes, Boletales, Suillaceae.
AUGUUUGUUCGCCUCUUGUCCAUCACAUCUCUCUUCAUUCUCGCAAUCGCCAAUCCCCUUGUUCACCGCGGAGACAGCCAGUGCGACACUGGCAACAUCCAGUGCUGUCAACAGACUCAGACAGUCGAUGAGUACAAUAAGAACGCGACGGCACAUGGAAGGGUUCCCAUUGACAUCGACAUCCUCGGUCGUGUCGGUCUUGGCUGCUCCCCAAUCACUAUUGUCGGCGCUGGUGCUGGCGCGACCUGUUCUCAGGAACCACUCUGCUGCAGUGACAAUCAAUACUACGGGCUCAUCAACAUCGGCUGCACGCCCAUCAACAUCUACAUCAAUUGA